AUGAAGCAGAACAACAAAUUUAUCCUUGCCCAACUCAAGAAGCACCAUAUAGAUUUAUCUUGCUAUGGACUUGAGAUCAAAGCAUUCCGUAAGAUUCGAGAGCGUUUUGGGUUCAUUCGUGUGCGUAAGCAGGGACACACCGUGGAGUCAAUCCGUGAUGCUGUUGUGCGCAUACGUGUGAUAUAUCCGAAUGCAGGAGGCAGAGAAAUGGUCAACUUGCUCUUUCACGAGGAAGAGAUCUUGGUUUCACGCUCGAUAGUUAUGCAAUACUUUCACGAGCACGAGUCCCAUCUUGUUCGGGGGCGUCGACAUGGUCAUUUUAAGCGGAAACGCUUCUGGGCUGCGGGUGUGAAUGAUAUGUGGGCCGUCGAUCAACACGAUAAGUGGAAAUACAAAUUCGGACUUGCUCUUCACACCGGAAUUGACCCGUUCAUUGGAUAUAUUCACUGGAUAAAGAUCUGGUGGAACAAUAGUAAUCCGCGCCUCAUCCUGAGCUACUAUCUGGAGGCAAUUGAAACGCUUGAAUGCAUCCCGCUUGUGACUCAAAGCGACCCCGGAUCCGAAAAUCACCGAUACAUGCGCCAAAAGAAGAACGUCAUGCCAGAGAUCACAUGGAGUGUCCUGCGCCGGCGUUUCACACCUGGAUUCGAGAAUAUUCUCGAUGAAGGCGUGACUAAUGGCUGGUAUGACCCCGGUGUGCUCUUACAAGCGCUUGUGUGUCGCUGGGUUUUCAUCCCAUGGCUGCAGGCAGAGCUUGACACAUACCGUCGACGAGUCAACAUGACUGCAAAACGUCGAGACCGCAAUAAGAUUCUGCCUCAUGGUGUUCCGCAGCACAUGCUUGAGUUUCCGGAUGAGUACGCAAUUCUCGAUUUCAAGAUCAAAGUGAAACAAGAGCAUAUAAAUACGGUUCGCCAACAGUAUGCUGAUCCCAGCCACGAUAUAUUUCAACUGGUGCCGCCGGACUUCGCACAAUUAAUUCAAUCAUUCUAUGUCGACCUUGGCGAGCCAUCAAUUACUCGGGAGACGUGCUGGGAGAUCUACAGACAGCUACUUCGCUGCUUCGAGCACCUCGACAAGGUUCACAACAUUGACAGUAGUGUUGAUGACAUGUGGGGUUUUGCACUCACUCAGGCUGAAAACGAGUAUCGCAACGAGAUGCAGCCCCUCCCAAACCUUCGUCCACUGCGUGGUGGGGAGGAUAUUGUGGGUCAGGAUGGCGGAUAUUACAUGGGUGGUGUAAACGGCGGCAAUGGACUUGAUGAUGCUCAGCACGCUCAGCUCCAACGUCUGAUUGACGAAGUGGAGCCUAACGUUGCUGGUGAGACUGACUUUGAAGGGGAGGACGACAUUUGUGCUUGGUUUUCGGACGAAGAGGGCCCCGAUGAGCUGGCGGCUGCGGAUGAAUGGUAGACUAUGUCCUUACAUUUUAUGUGUUCCUUUUUUACAUAUUCUAUCGCUGUUUUACUCAU
Molecule: messenger RNA, 1472 nt
Organism: Mycena citricolor
Lineage: Eukaryota; Fungi; Basidiomycota; Agaricomycetes; Agaricales; Mycenaceae
Source: the annotation of a GenBank genome assembly